Messenger RNA from Hyalella azteca, 735 nucleotides. Its product is annotated as cell wall integrity and stress response component 4-like. The coding region runs from base 1 to 735 and encodes 244 amino acids. The transcript has 2 exons. Lineage: Eukaryota; Metazoa; Arthropoda; Malacostraca; Amphipoda; Hyalellidae. The record is from RefSeq and is a predicted model, not a curated record.
AUGAAAUCGCAGCAGCGAAAGCCACAGAACGACAUUGACUCGGCAGCAAAGCUGAUUUAUUUCACACACUACAACAGAGACGCAAAGUUUUUCUGCAACACGGCUGCACACAACACAGUAACAUCAUCCAGCACAACAACAUCAUCCAGCACAGUAACAUCAUCCAGCACAGCAACUUCAUCUAGCAUAACAACAUCAUCCAGCAAAGUAACAUCAUCCAGCAAAACAUCACCCAGCACAUCAUCACCCAGCAUAGAAAUAUCACCCAGCGCAACAUCACCCAGUGCAACAUCACCCAACACAACAUCACCCAGCACAAGUCCCUCAGUCCUAAGCAACACUCAGUACAGCAACAUCACCCAGCACAACAUCACCCAGCACAACAUCACCCAGCACAACAUCACCCAGCACAACAUCACCCAACGCAACAUCACCCAGCACAACACCACCCAGCACAACAUCACCCAACACAACAUCACCCAGCACAACAUCACCCAACACAGCAACAUCACCCAGCACAACAUCACCCAGCACAACAUCACCCAGCACAGCAACACCCAGCACAACAUCACCCAGCACAACACCACCCAGCCCAACAUCACCCAGCAUAACAUCACCCAGCACAACAACAUCACCCAGCCCAACAUCACCCAGCACAACAUCACCCAUCACAACAUCACCCAGCACAACAUCUCCAGCACAACAUCACCCAGCACAACAUCACCCAGCACAUAA